Molecule: messenger RNA, 1891 nt
Organism: Plutella xylostella (diamondback moth)
Lineage: Eukaryota; Metazoa; Arthropoda; Insecta; Lepidoptera; Plutellidae
Gene: Ntan1
Product: N-terminal amidohydrolase 1
Biological process (GO): ubiquitin-dependent protein catabolic process
Cellular component (GO): nucleus
Molecular function (GO): protein-N-terminal asparagine amidohydrolase activity
Source: RefSeq, a predicted model, not a curated record
CUGUCAAUGUCAACAAGUCAAUCGUAACGUAAACAAAUAUAAGUGAUUUUUCAUUUAUUUUUAUUAUUUAUUAUAUUUUUACUGUUACAAUAGAGUUAGUUAUGUUAUUGUGGUAGUCAACAUAUUAAACUGCACCUCUCCUGCAUCUAAUAACUGAUGAUCCUCAACGCAGACCCAGUUAUGAUUUCAUGGUGUUAUCAGUCGGCACAUGGCCACGAUCGAUUGAAGACUACGCUAUAGACAUAAAUGUUUACGCCAACCUGAAUGGUCUUCACAUCGAAAGCUCGCAUUAACUCGCCACAAUGGUAGUGGUCCUGAACGGCGUGCUCGCAGACGAGUGUCCCACCUCCGUGCGCGCGCUGCUGGCCGCCCACCCCGGCUACCGCGACGCGGCGGCUCAGCUGCUGUCAGCCGCCCCCCGGGUGGUGGGCGCGCCCGGGCUGCUGUAUGUGGGGCAGAGGGAGCUAGCCGCUGUUGUGCCGCAUGAUAAGACAGUCAGCAUCAUAGGAUCAGACGACGCCACAUCAUGUAUUAUAGUUGUCUUAAGGCAUUCAGGCUCCGGCGCAGUGGCUCUAGCACACUUAGACGGCGCGGGCACGGCGGAGGCGGCGGCGGCGAUGGCGGCGCGCGUGCAGCAGCUCGCGGCUGGCUACCCGGAGGGAAGGCUCGAGUUGCAGCUGGUCGGCGGGUUCACUGACCCGCAUCGGUUCUCGGAUGACCUGUUCGCUAAUCUUAUGCUAUCAUUCCACCGUCUCUCCGUCGAGAUCGACUUAACCCUCGCGUGCGCUUGCGAGCUCAACACUUCCCUAUCCCCGGGCGGGGCCGCGGCGCCGCUGGUGACGGGCGUGGGCGUGGACCUGCGCGCCGGCGACCUGUUCCCCGCCACCUUCCCUGACAAGGGGCCCGACCUGCCGCUGCGGAGCGCGCGGUAUAUUACCGGCGGGCCGCAUGCUACGCAGGUGCUAGACAUAUACGACAACAACGUGUCCAUGCUGCGCAUCGGGCCCUUCAACUACGACCCGCUCCGCGGCGUGGACCUGUGGCUGCAGCAGAGCGACGACUUUAUACUGCAACACCUGAGCACUACUCCCAAUGUGCAGCCGCCGCACUUCGUGCACAAUAUCCGCACGACGCUCAAGUUCAUCCAGCAGCACCCGUUCCCGGCGGUGACGGUGUUCCCGGACAACCGGCCGCACUACUACCGCCGCGACGAGCACUCCGGCGGGUGGACCCUCGUGCGCUACUAGAUGGCGUUAGCAGCGGGGCGAAGGAGCAGUUGAUGUGGGGUCGUGUCACUAGAUGGCGUGACCAGCGGGGUGUAUGAGCAGUUGAUGUGGGGUCUUUCCACUAGAUGGCGUGGCGCGGCCAGCAAGUUGGGAGCGUAGGGAGGUUUAUGACGGAUUGAUGCUAGUUCGACACUAGAUAGCGGUACUUGGGGGCGCUACCCAUUGUCCAAUUUAUGAAGUCCCAUGAUAUGACAAAGAAUUGUAUUUUUUAAUGCAGUACAAUAAUGCAGGACCCUAGGGACUUCUCAUCUCAUGUGAAAAAUAGCGUAUCUCAUGCAUAACGAUCAGCUAAUAAAUCGCAGCAGGCUCACUGAUCAGUAUAAGGCUUAUUUCAUCAAAAUUUUAAAGAGAUGGUAGUUUACUACUAAUCGUAUUGAAAGUAUGGCUUGAUAUCAGUGGUAUAAAAGAUAGAUAUAAAAUUAAUUGAUUGACAGUUGCAUUCAAUGCGUUUUUUUCUGACGAGCUGAAUCAUAGGUGGCGGUAGUAAUUUUCUCUAUUAGAUUUGACGUUCCAGUGUAUUUAAAAGCGCCAUAUAUGGUUUAUUUUGUCAGAAAAAUCCAAAUUCAAAAAUUAAGUAAAAAACUAUGAAAUUUUAUUUAUGAAAU